GAACGGUUCGUCAAUGUUCUCCAGUGCCAGUCUAUAUCCGCAUAAACUCUUGUGCGUGUGCUCCGUGAAAAUCCUUCGAAGUGCUUCGAAAAAACUCUCUACUUACGGAGACUUGUGAUCAGUGAACACUAGUGAUCUUGGAUUAUACAAAAAUUAGUGUCGUUGAAUAAACAAUUAACUAUGGUGAACAUGGAGAGUGCAAGUGACCAACACACAGUGACGUCUUCACCACCUCCUAGAACCACCACAAAAACAAACUUCAGCAUUCGCAGCAUCCUCCCAGAAGCUUGCGAUGUUACUCCUGCACCUUCCGUCAGUCAAUCGCUCUCAUCUGUCGAUCAUGUUGACGACAGUUGUGAUUCCAGUGAUCUCGACGUGACCGGCAACGGUGCCGAAACACCACCUCUGGACUGUUCAAGAAAUUCCUCUUCUUGCAGUCCCGGCUCACAAAAAGACGAGGUGAGCGAAGAAAAGAAGAAGUCCCAGAAACCACCAUACAGUUAUAACGCCUUGAUCAUGAUGGCCAUCAGACAAAGUCCCGAAAAGAGGCUCACACUCAACGGCAUCUACGAGUACAUCAUGCGCCACUUUCCUUACUACGAAAACAACAAACAGGGAUGGCAAAACUCCAUCCGGCAUAAUCUCUCGCUCAACAAGUGUUUUGUCAAAGUACCGAGACAUUAUGAUGAUCCAGGAAAGGGCAACUACUGGAUGUUGGACGCAAGUUCUGAGGAUGUCUUCAUCGGAGGAACCACCGGAAAGUUGAGGAGAAGAACAACUGCAGCUUCCAGGUCCAGAUUGGCAGCCUUCAAAAGGAGUGUUGCAGUUAUGGGUGGAUUUUAUCCAAGUCCUUAUGCUCCACCAGGAUGGCCACCAUCUCUAUACAGUGUACCUUAUCUUCACAGACCUUCAUAUACUCCAGUUACCGCUAGUUAUUCGACUCCUGCUGGUUAUCCAGCGGGUUUAUUGCCUGGUGCUGUGACAACUAGUUCUCCAAGUAUGCCAUGCAGGCCCCAAGCUUUGCCUGCGACGGCUGCACCUCCGGCUCAUGGAGCUUUCUCAAUGGAAAGGCUACUCCAGGCUCCAGUUGGAAUAAGUGCAUCCGGACUCAAUCCGGCUGCCAGUCCUUAUGAUAUUUACGCCACUUUGAGAUCCUUGGCUGCACACCAGCAACAGGUGGCUUUUAAUCAGCAGCCACGGUAUCAGUUCAAUCAGAUGAUGAGCCAAUCUGCAUCAACGACCGCAUCGCCAGGGAGCAGUCCUGAACCCAUGUCUCCACAUUCGCCGCCGGCUUCGAUGUGCAACAAUGUUAGCCAACAACAAAUGAGCAUGUCUCACAAUCCUCAGCUCCUCCUGAAACCGAUCACCGUCCUCACUGGGAGGCAGAGUUGAAUCGUUGGUGAGAUAUUUUAAAAUUGUGAGAAAAUUUAUAUUUCCUGCAUCCUGAGACAUCAGAAUGUAUUUGGAGAUUACUUGAUUUUAUGUAUUGUGAAAUGGGUCUUGGCUGCCACUGUUAACAGUAUUUAUUGAAAGAAAAUAUUUUUCUGUACCAUAAAACUCAGUUGUACAAUUAUGUGACCUUUUUACUUUUGUAUGUUUUUCUGAAACCAGUUACAAUAACUCUUAUUUUGUUAAUUUUAAUAUAUCACUGAGUUUAUUGGAGAAUAUUUUACCCCUGCAAUAGUCUAUUUUAGUAUAUUUAUGUUUAAUUUAUUAUUUGCAUAUAAUUCUUGAUUUCGUUCUCAACAAUUACUGCAUCAAACUCUUUCCUCUGUAUUUAAUUUUUUUAUGUAAUUCUCAAUAUUUCUCAAGGAGGAAAGUGGCAGUCAGUUUUAGCUUUCGAAAAUCGAUCCAAAAGUUGUUGCGUUCAUCAUUUCUGAAAUGAUACAAAGUUUUCAUAUGAUGGUAUACGAUAAUUUUACUAUAAUGGUACUAAAUGUAUUCACAGAAGUUCAUUACAAAAAAUUCGAAAUAUUAUAUUUCGGGAUAGCAAUCAAAUUUUAAUCUAUUAUCGUGACCCAUCAUUUGAUUAAAAAUUCGAUACCAGUGUAUAGAGUCGAGUUGAGAACUCGAGAAUUUUGUUUAACCAAAUGUUAGGCUAGUUCAAAGGCUUAUUGAGCCUAUUCAACGUGAUCUUUAAUAUGUGUAGAAAAGUGCUAAAUUUGUAAAUAUUUGGGUAGGCGUAACGCGUCAGACGUGAUCUCCCUUUUGUUUUAAUGUAUAAUGUAUAUUGUAGAUGAACUAAUACGCCAAUUGUACAUAUAGGAGAUCUAGUAAUUAUGAAUUUACCAAAUUAUAAAUGAAGAUGCGAUUGUACAUACAAAAUAUGAAAAUGAAGAGAGAAUGUGUGGGAGAAAUGUUUAAGAUGGUCGAAGAUAAUAAAUGUUAAAACCUUUUUCAUAUAAA
Belonocnema kinseyi is the source of this 2406-nucleotide messenger RNA. RefSeq names its product fork head domain transcription factor slp2-like. Gene Ontology annotation, biological process: regulation of transcription by RNA polymerase II. The transcript has a single exon. Gene Ontology annotation, molecular function: DNA-binding transcription factor activity; sequence-specific double-stranded DNA binding. The record is from RefSeq and is a predicted model, not a curated record. Lineage: Eukaryota; Metazoa; Arthropoda; Insecta; Hymenoptera; Cynipidae. The coding region runs from base 181 to 1392 and encodes 403 amino acids. Gene Ontology annotation, cellular component: nucleus.